AUGCUAAUUCCGUUGAAGCCAUUGUCGUCGGUGCCGUCGCCGUCGAAGUCGGGGUCGGGGUCGUCGUCGGCAGAUCUUAACAAAAGCCAUAAAUUGUCGAUUUGUCACCGAAAUCGGAUUUUGAUGGGUGGUGGUUCUGCUUUGGUUGGUGGCACAAACAGUACUGACUACUCCAUAUCAAUCACGCCGCCGCCGUCCAAUCCGCCGGAUAAGCUCUGCCGGGUCGGCAGCGGCGCCAGCGUGAUCACCGACGGUGAGAACAACGUAAUCGAGGCGGAGUCGAGGAAGCUUCCGUCGUCGAGAUUCAAGGGCGUCGUGCCCCAGCCCAACGGCCGGUGGGGCGCCCAAAUCUACGAGAAGCACCAGCGGGUUUGGCUGGGUACUUUCAACGAGGAGGAAGAGGCUGCCAGGGCCUACGACACCGCCGCCCAGCGCUUCCGCGGCCGCGACGCCGUCACCAACUUCAAGCCGCUGUCGGAUCAGAAGCACGACGACGAGGUGGAGGCCGCGUUCCUGAACUCCCACUCGAAAGCGGAGAUCGUCGACAUGCUCAGGAAGCACACGUACGCCGACGAGCUCGAGCAGAGCAGGCGGAACUUCGGGAAGAACGGCGGCGGCGCCGCCAGAGGCGGCGGCGCGUUCGGAUUCUGCGGCGGGGCGGCGGAGAAGGCGCGUGAGCAGCUGUUCGAGAAGGCGGUGACUCCGAGCGACGUCGGGAAGCUGAACAGGCUCGUCAUCCCGAAGCAGCACGCCGAGAAACACUUCCCGUUGCAGAGCGGCAGCACGUCGAAAGGGAUACUGCUGAACCUGGAGGACAGAGGCGCCAAAGUAUGGCGGUUCCGCUACUCCUACUGGAACAGCAGCCAGAGCUACGUCCUCACCAAAGGCUGGAGCAGAUUCGUCAAGGAGAAGAAUCUACGCGCCGGCGAUGUUGUCAGUUUCCACCGAUCUACCGGACCCGACAAGCAGCUCUACAUUGAUUGGAAACCCAGGAAUAACGUUAACGCGCCGCUGCCCGCGGCGGCGAUUGCGGUUGUUCCGGGUCAGAUGGUGAGGCUAUUUGGAGUAAACAUAUUUGAAUCGCCGAGAAAUAGCGGCGGCGGGAAGAGGAUGGUAGAGAUGGAGCUAUUAGGAUUACACACUAGCAAGAAACAAAGGGUUGUCAACGCAUUGUGACAUUUAAUUAAUUGUUAAUUAAUCUUUUUUUUUUUAUAAAUUAAUUAAUUAGUGAUUAAUAUAAUCUCUUUUGUGAUUUUGUUCUUUGUUCGUGAUUAAUUGAAACAUGUAAUCAGUGUUGUAGAUGAAGUUUUACUAGUAGGCAUGCAAUUUGCAAAUUGUAGAA
Molecule: messenger RNA, 1342 nt
Organism: Erythranthe guttata (spotted monkey flower)
Lineage: Eukaryota; Viridiplantae; Streptophyta; Magnoliopsida; Lamiales; Phrymaceae
Product: AP2/ERF and B3 domain-containing transcription factor RAV1
Biological process (GO): regulation of DNA-templated transcription
Molecular function (GO): DNA binding; DNA-binding transcription factor activity
Source: RefSeq, a predicted model, not a curated record